Messenger RNA from Schistosoma spindalis, 5705 nucleotides. The record is from the annotation of a GenBank genome assembly. NCBI's taxonomy places the organism in Eukaryota, Metazoa, Platyhelminthes, Trematoda, Strigeidida, Schistosomatidae.
GCAGCGCCAGUUCCGGUCCUAAAUGCCGGUUUCGUUUUCUUUUCUACCUUGUAGACUGUUCACAUCUAUCCAAAAAGUUACUUCCUUCAGUCACUGACCAAAUAUCAAUCAAUUACACGAUAACGAACAUCAUACAUACGAUCAGUCAUCUUCAAAUCUUGAAAUCCUCAUCUAGUUGGGUAUUCAGUCUACUACUGCUAUUGGUGUUCACGAAUUCACUGAACGAAGUUUGUGGAACGUUCAGACCCGUUAUUAUGGAUUCGGUUAGACAAGUUGUUACACGUACUGCUCUUGGACUUGCCGAGUAUGUAACGCCUAUACUAAAAGCGUCUAAAUUCCGGGAAACAGGAGUCAUCACUCCUGAAGAGUUUGUGGCAGCAGGGGACUUCUUAGUUUAUCAUUGUCCAACUUGGCAAUGGGCAACUGGCGAUAAAGGUACUCGUCCUUAUCUUCCCAAAGAAAAACAGUAUCUGAUUACUCGCAGUGUACCUUGCUAUAAAAGAGUGAAGCAAAUGGCAGAUCAUAACGAAGAGUUUGAGGAAGUGUUAGAGGAAGAGGAUGGUGAUGGUGGUUGGGUAGACACACACCAUUAUGCGACUAAAAGUGACAAUCCUGAGAUAGAAAAUGCAAAUGAAAUGACUGUUUUGAAAUCGGACAGUAUAUUGAAUCAUCAGCAAAGUAACACAGUUUCCGAUUGUGAUGAAGAAGAGGAUGAAGAUAUGGAAGCUUUCUUGCAAAGUGGUAUGUUGGAUGAAUGCGAUCCGGCAGCUGUUAGUGCUCGUACAAAGGUACUCAAUACAUCAAGCACAAACCAAACGACAUUACAUUCCGGAGUAGACCAGAAGGCAAAUUGUGAAAAUAACGGGAUUCUGCAAUUAAGAACUUAUGAUUUGUAUAUCACAUAUGAUAAAUAUUAUCAAACUCCACGUUUGUGGUUGUAUGGUUACAAUGAACAUCACCAACCGUUGACAGAAGCUGAGAUGUAUGAGGAUUUCAGUCAGGAUCACGCGAGGAAGACUGUUACGACUGAAGCACAUCCGCACUUGUCCGGCCACAUGAUGCCGUCCAUUCACCCGUGUCGACAGGCUGAUGUAAUGCGAAAAUUAAUUGAAGCUGUAGCUGACGGUGGGGCCGAAUUAGCUGUUCAUCAAUAUCUUAUGAUAUUUCUAAAAUUUGUCCAAGCUGUUAUACCUACAAUUGAAUAUGAUUAUACUCGAAAUUUCAAUCUUUCUUCAUUUGCUUAGUGUCUAUCGUCCUCAUGAUUUAUAUAUUUUGGCAGUUUUAUUGACCCAUUGGACUAUUAUGGUUAAUGCUUCUUCAUAGCUCGCUUGUAUUUCAUCUUUUUAUUUAAAAAAAAAGCAUAAUGCUCGGAUGUUAUAUUCCAAUGCCUUUAGAGUUGAUCAUUUGUUAACUUUAAUGAGUAAUAUAUACGGGUUUGUGUAAAUGCUCUUUUUUAAUUCCAAAUGAAAUCCCCUAUGUAUAUACGGUUAGUACUGCUCUAUUGCUGUCUAUUUUGUUCCUGGUUGCUUGUGAACAUGUUUCUCUCGACAACAAAAGCUUUACUGAGUUGGUUCUCGAUGGAUCAUGUCCCGUUCGAUCUCUUAAGGAGAAGUAUAAAAGUUGUUCAACUCGAAUGAGACUCUGAGUUAUGGAGUUUUUUUUAUCUUACUGGUCUUAAGAUGACGUUGGUUUUGUUGUUCUCUGUUCUAUAGACCACCCUGAGCUCAAGACCACUAUCUUUAUUCACUGACCGAUUAUCUACCAACUACAUAUUGACUUGAACUGUACAUUAUUAGCUUACUCGCCAGAUUCUCACGCUUGGACCACUGAGUCUUUUCUGAGAGGGCAACCCAACGGCGAACAUUACAGUCGCUUUUCUUCUGCAUGAGUUUGUGAUUUUCAAAGCUAGCCCUUACGCUACAAAUGAGUCAUACAAUGUAUAAAGUAUUCUGGACAGGGACCACAUUAGCUCAUACCCUGUGAUUCCUUCGGUGUUUGAAUUAAUGGUUUCACCAUCCUCGUACUGGAUCACAAUGAAAACAAUGUUCUUUCUGCAGGGAAUUCUGUGUAGAACUUAGUUGUUCGUCUAUAUAAGUUUUAAAUGUGAUUCCAGGUGGCCUUACUGGGCUUCAGCUGAUUCCAGUUUUAUUGUUUUCUACCUUGUAGACUAUUCAUCUCGGUCUGUAAGAUCACUACAUUUGCUGACCGAGUUCAUAUCAACUACAUUGAACUCAAUAUCUCACAAUUCGCACUGCUCCUAAAGAAUGAAAGGUGGUUUCCAGCCAUUACUCAACAUUUCGCGUUCGUAUAAUCCUAUUGUAAUUCGGAAUCCAGAUAGAAUGUCUAGAAUAAGGCAAUUCGGAUUUCUAGCCUUCUUUGUGCUUCCAAUGGCCGGUGCACUUGGAAUAGCCACAACCUUCAAAAAGUAUUCAAAGGAGUACAAGGGUCCAGAAAUAGUGAAAUAAUGUAGUGUUUGUCAGUCAUUAUUUUAUAUAGUUUAGAAGAGACUAGUGUUUAUUUGUUCGUUUUUAUGGUAGAAUAACUUUAAGCUGAUGAUAGUUUGCGCUGAACAUCUUUCAUUAGUGUCCGACGUGGUUCAAUAAUUGAAAGAUAAGUUCCCUGGACAGCAUUCUUUUGAUAUAUAUUAAAGUCGAAGGUUUAUCCAGUCAUUAGAAAUAGUAUAUUAGGAUCUAGUGGUUUGCAGCAGGUUGCGAGUUUUACUGCAUAAAGUUCGUGCACAUGUAAUAGGGGAUAGACGCGUUACUCAACUCCACGAGAGUUUAAUGUUCCCGAGAUUUCAUUUUGCACCUAGUGAUCAAAGACUGACAAAUCAUUAAUGCAGAUUAACUUUGGUCCUUCAUUUUAAAUUGUUUUAGCUUCUCAGCGAAUUUCUUUUGUCAUCUAUUAGAUCCUUAUCCAGACUUAAAAUUAUGCAUGAUUCGAUAGUUUUCUCAUUUCUAGUAGGAGAUGACAUACAAGCGAGUCUGUGAUAACUACUAAUGUUGCUAACAAGAAUGGCCACUAUUUGUAAUUUUACUAGUCCAGUAGAGGUAGCUACUACAUAGUCACUUCCAUUUGUCAAAUCAAAAUGUGUAUGCUUAAAGCACUCUGUAAGCAUCCAGACAUCGUCUGACAUGGCAACUCCCGAAACCAGUCUAGCCAUACACUCAAGUCAAACCCGCCAACUAUCGUUGAAUCGGAUCAGUAUAAGACUCAUUCAGUUGCACGCUUGUCUGUCAUACUGGAUGCAAAACCACAACAGGAACAUUGCUUAGAGCUCAGCUUAACAGUAGAAAAGUUAGCCAAUCGUAAAAGCGCUUUUCACCGCUAUAUAAUUUAAGAAAAUGUCCAAACAGCAGAGGGAUUUAUUAGUGACGAAACUAAUUGCUUAAAAAAACAUGAACUCAUGCUAUAAAUAUGGCCGCUAAAGUAUGGAUUGUUGUUGCCCUAUGGUGAAUGGUAUUCAGUAUGUUGAAUCCGAAGGUUUUAACACAAGUCUCACACCAACUGCACAUAUAAAAGGUCCGGUAAACCUAUUUGCGUACUGCUUUCUUCACAAUGCUACUCAGAUGCAUAUCACUUUAUGUUCGACGUCAUUUCGUUUACGUACUAAGCAUUGCACUGCGAAAUAUGUCGACAAGCAGGAAAAUUUGGUGACACAGUUUUUGUUGAUACAUAAAUCAACACAUAUAUACAAUUAGACCCCAAAUAGUCACAUCUACUUGUGUAUUGUCGUGAAAGAGAAAAACACCUGUACUGGCUGGAGUCAUACGUAAAAUUGAAAGGUCAAAGACAAUUGCAAGGUGGAAAUACCAUUCCCAUAAAGUACAUCCGCUGUACAAACUGACAGGAUAAAAAAUACUGAUAUGCAGUAAACAGGUGUUUUGCAUUUAAUCCGAUAUUGGGAUGGUUAAGUGUAAAAAGAAAGUUGAUAAAACGUAUAAAGGUGGAGGUCCUUCUUACUUAAUUACUUACGCCUGUUACUCGGAAAGUUACCCCGUCAGUCUUCGAACACGAAGAGCGAAGGCAAUGUGGAGGUUAACAGGGAGUUUACACAACUAUCGUUUGCUUGUUGCAGGAAAGGUACGGUAAACUUCUGUCCUCUCAAUCAACGAAACAACCGUUUUAAUCUUGAAUUUCCAAGUGCUAGUUCAUUAAAACAUUUUAAAAGGUUAAAUGGCCAUUUCGGACAUCUGAAAAGAAUGUGCAGAUUUAUUUGCUUUCAUUCAGUGACAUCAGAUUUUCAGAACCUACUAAUUUGUAGCGUCAGACAUUUUACUUAAUGACUUUCAUCGUAUAAGUACCAAAAUCUGACUGGAGGUUACCUUCGCAUUUUUAUUGGUUAAGAACAUUAUACCGGCAUUCGGAACUACUGUUGCUUAUAGAGUUUGUCUGCUUCAUCAUGAAAACCAAACAUGCGGAGCUAAAAGCUUUUCUAGAUUUAAACGUAGCAGGCGUUAUAUAUUGAAACGACCUAGUACAGAUCACUUGGUCAAUAGUAUACAGACAAAAUAGUUCACAUCAAGACUUCUUUACCUUCAUAUUAAAGAGACGUAAAACUGUAUACAAAGUGUAUCUUUCUUCCACCCAUGUGGUUAUUCAUCAUCCUAGACUUUCAGACUAUCCGUUAAUCUACCGUAGUCUAAAAAUUACACUGGCGUCACUUAAUUGAAUGGACAACUACGGCAGACUACAGAUAUACGUAAGUGUUUUUAAAAUAUUUAGCUUACAUCCAACCUAAGCAAGUAAAACGUCAAUAGUAUAGCCUGGCUAUGAAUGUUAUAUUCUGAAAAAGUACCGACAAUUCAAAAGGAAAGUUAUGAAUAUCGGAUUUAAACGAGAUACGGCUGUCGAACUCCUGAACAAACGGAUCUCAAAAUCCCUGAAUGAGACGUCUUACUCAGCCAAGCUCUGUAUUGUUUCCUCAAGCCAGUUUACCAUUCACGGGUUUCCAACUUAUGCCACAUCGAUGUGCAUCUAUAAAUCUAGUCGCUCCCGUGGGGUAUGUUACAUUGGUCACAAAUCUAUCACUUCCCAAGCGCAUUUCAGAACACUGCCCGGCGCGGCUUUUAAGAAGGGUGCAAAACAAUCAGUUCUAUAUAUGAGCAUCUGACCAGCUCAGGGCGUCGUCCCGCAUGAGUAUUUCUUCAACGUAAUAUACACAAUCAAGGGAACUGGAUCAAAAAAGCCAUAUCAAAAACAGGCUGGAGACUUACCCAUUAAUCUCCGAACUCUACGUGCAAACGCGAGACGUCCAACUUCUUGUCCUUCAUUUGCGUUAAUGCCCUUCUGCAAAACGUCCUUAUUAGUUUUAUGAUUUUGGACUGUAAUCGGUUGUCACUGUCCUUUAGAAAUUCUUCAACAUUAUUACUCAGUCACUUUGAACUGUAUGCUUUUCAUUUUUUCUUCAUAACUGUCAAGGGGAUAACUAUCUUUCAAAAGUCUAACCCGUAAAUUACUUCCGUCCUUCUAUUCUUCUCUAACCCUCGGAUUAUUGCGCAUCCUCUCAGACCACUUUAUGAUACAACCCUUUCUAACAUUUUAUAGACUUAUUCGUCAUACAACUAUAAAUGCGAAUGUACAGCUUGAGUAGACGAUUUCAUUGUAAAGAAAAUUCCUUGGGUGGGUCUUUUCUAUUCUGCAUGUUAAUUGUCAACCGACUUUUUGUGAUUUUCCUGAAAAGAAUUCGGCACGAUGGUAAAACC